This is a messenger RNA of Ilex paraguariensis (yerba mate), 427 nucleotides long. NCBI's taxonomy places the organism in Eukaryota, Viridiplantae, Streptophyta, Magnoliopsida, Aquifoliales, Aquifoliaceae. The record is from the annotation of a GenBank genome assembly.
AUGGGUACAGAGCGGGUAGGGAAAAAUUUCAUUGAUCUUGUGUUGAACCGUGGGCCGAGCCUGACUCCACCGAGCCUACACCAAUCCCCAUUACAGAGGAUGAUCCGGUUGUCUAGUCUUCAUGAGUUCCUCCAACUCCUCCUCCCUCGAAGACAACUACCAAACAGGAUCCCACUGAACAAGCUAGUGACAAGGCUCCUUCUCCUAAUGUCUAAGUGGUGUGACGACAACAUAGCAAGAAUGGUUAGGAGGAGACUCUUGAAUGACUUUUACUCCGAGGUGGCUAGGAUGAGACUCUUAGAUGACCCUUACUCCAAGGUGGCUAGGAGGAGGCUCUUGGAUAACCCUUACUCCAAGGUGACUAGGAAAAAGCUCUUGGAUGACCUUUACUUCAAGGUGGCCAGGAGGAGGCUCUUGGAUGACUCUU